Messenger RNA from Impatiens glandulifera, 838 nucleotides. RefSeq lists its product as uncharacterized. Lineage: Eukaryota; Viridiplantae; Streptophyta; Magnoliopsida; Ericales; Balsaminaceae. The transcript has 2 exons. The record is from RefSeq and is a predicted model, not a curated record. Bases 28 to 813 code for a protein of 261 amino acids.
GUAUAUUAAAAGUGUGAUAUAAAGAAGAUGGAUCUUGAAUUUGGACUUAAAUUUUCAAAACCUAUUGUUAAUGAUGAUGAUUUGAUCUCAACUGACCUGCAUAUAUCCAAAGAUCGAGGUGGUCUUCUCUUCAUGUCUACAGAAACUGACUCAAUGUUCAUUCUUACUGCCCAUCUAAGAGGUUAUAAAAGGGAAAACAUAAGGAUGUCUAUUAGUCCAGAUGGGACACAACUCAAAAUUGAAGGUCAAUAUCCAAUUCAAGAAACGGUUUUGGUUGGAGGGGAAGUCUUAAGAAAUAUAAAAACAUUUGAAUUCAAAAAGGCAUUUAGAAUUCCAGAUGGUGUUGUUUUGAAUGAUGUUAACGCGACCUUUGACGAAGAAUCUGUCCUAAAGAUCACUAUGCCUAAGACGGUCCACGGAAUUCGUGGGAUGAUGAUCCAAGAAGUGAUAGAAGAAGAUCGAGAUUAUGAGAAGAAUGAAAAAAUGGUUGAUACAACAAAUGUUGAUAAACCUAAUUCCCCAAUUGAGAAUCGAGAUGGAGUUAAUAACAAAAUGGGCUUAAAAGAAAUUGAAGAAACGAGAAGCGCUCAAGAAAAUACUAGUAUAGAACAAAAAGACGAGAAAAUGAAAGGUGAGAGUCAAGAGGAAGAUCGCGAAGGGCAUCCUCAAAGUGCAGAUAAUCGAAAGUCGGGGAAAGAUUCAGUGUUGUGCAAUAGUUCAUUAAUAGUAGGAUCAGCAUUGUUUGCGUCUUUAAUAGCAAUUGUAAUUCAUUUCAUUAAAACCAAAACUCAGCCAAAAAAGAGGGAUGAUUGAAUAAAAUAAUUAAUUUGUGUAAUGA